CUCCAGAAACAGCAUGGGGAAGCUCAACUUCUACGCGCUGUGGUCUCUGCGUGACGCCCCGCGUCAGUUCAGCAGGAAGUCGAGCCGCGGCUGCUUCCAAGUGCACGUGCCGCUGCCGCUGCCCGAGCAGCUGGUCAUCUUCGGCCUGGGAGACUGGAGCUCCACCGAGACGAGCAUCUCCGUGGAGGUCCUGGUCAGCGCCGAGGUUCCAGCCCAGAGGAUCGGAACCCUGUCCUCUCAAGUCAGGUGUCUCACCUGGGAAGGAGGCUGGGACUCUGACAUUGUCGCAGCGGCUGCUCAAAGAGGCAGGAGAGGAGUUUACGGCAAGAUCUUACUGACAGUGUGUGGAGAGCCUCAGGAUACGCUCGCUGCCCUCAGCAGCACUCUUUCCCUGCAAAGGAAGUCUUUGUUUCCGGAGCAGAGGAGUGCGGCCCAUCUCUCCAGCACGUUGCUCCAGAGCACUGCGGAUGAACUGGUGACGCCCAGCUUCUCUCACCUGGGUGAAAGCAUUUGCAGUGCCGAUAACGUGGUGGAUAAAAAUGACACUCCUGAAAACGCAGUGGGGUUCAAACCUGCAGUUUGGCCCACGAAUAAGACCCCCAGACGCACGCUGAUCGGGAAGAGGGGCCACCUGACGUGGAGCUCGGAGGACAUGGACGGCCUGUGCGAGGACGUGGAGAAAGCCUCGACCCCCAAGAGGAGGCGGCUGUCCCGGCAGGACAGCCAGGAGGCGAUGGCCGCGCACACGAAGACGGAGCACCGAGGAGUUUCAGUGUGUCCGUCGAAGCGGUGGAGCCACGCCAUGUGUCUGGGCGACGCCGACACCGCCGUCCUCAUCGGAGGGGAAACGGCCGGAGAGCGCUGCAAAGACCGUCUGUGGAAGCUGGAGCUGGAAAAUGACUCGUGGUUUCCGAUCCACUCCUCUGCUCCUGAGCCCGAGCCGCUGUGCGCCCGAGGACACACCGCAACCUACGACCCAGACUCCAAGACGAUCUUUGUUUACGGCGGCCUGAGGGAGGGUCAGCACUCCAGCGAGCUGUACAUCCUCAACACCCUGACCUGGAAGUGGACGCUUGUCACUGCGAAGGGGAGCGUUCCGAACGUGACGUAUCACUCUGCAGUCUUUUACAAGAAAGAGCUGUAUGUCUUUGGCGGAGUCCAGCCGUCUCAGUCUUCAGAGAAGUCCUGCAGGAAUGCUCUGUACAUCUUCAGCCCGGAGUUUGAGCUCUGGUAUCAGCCCAUCGUCGGGGGAGACCAGCCUCUGCCUCGAUUUGGGCACUCUGCAACACUCCUGUCUCACAAUAUGGUCAUAUUUGGCGGACGGCAGACGGCCACCUACUUCAAUGAUGUCCAUGUUCUAGAUCUCGGCUUCAUGGAGUACGCAGCUGUGAGGUGUUGUAACAUGCCGCCACUGCCUCGAGGCUUUCACGCUGCAGCUCCAGUAUCGGACAACAGACUAGUAAUCAGCGGAGGCUGCAGUGCGAUCGGAGCGCUGCAGGAUGUUCACAUCUUCAGCAUCGAGACCAACACGUGGAGUUCCGUGGAGUCUCCACCGCUUAGUCUGAAGCCUCGCGCCGGACACACUAUGCUCAACCUGGGCUGCAAGACGCCAGCCGACAAAGAGAAGCACAGACAGACUGGAGCGGUCCGGUGCACGCUGCUGGUGUUCGGAGGGUCGGACUGCUGCGGGUCCUUUUAUGAUGACACGAUCAAGUGCAAAGUGGAGCUUCCUCCCGAUUGAUGUUUUGAACGAACUCUGGUUUCAUCAUAUUUCAGUGUUGGAUAUGAUGGGACAUGUAUUUGUUUUAAAUUUCUUUAUUUAAUGAAUAAAGGUAAACUUUUUUUUUAAGCAGAAACCGUUCAGAAGCAACUUGCUUUAGCAGCUUUU
This is a messenger RNA of Salarias fasciatus (jewelled blenny), 1888 nucleotides long. Its product is annotated as acyl-CoA-binding domain-containing protein 5. The transcript is spliced from 13 exons. The record is from RefSeq and is a predicted model, not a curated record. Gene Ontology annotation, molecular function: protein binding. NCBI's taxonomy places the organism in Eukaryota, Metazoa, Chordata, Actinopteri, Blenniiformes, Blenniidae. The coding region runs from base 14 to 1741 and encodes 575 amino acids.